This is a messenger RNA of Neogale vison (American mink), 1054 nucleotides long. RefSeq names its product L-lactate dehydrogenase C chain. The record is from RefSeq and is a predicted model, not a curated record. Bases 1 to 999 code for a protein of 332 amino acids. The transcript is spliced from 7 exons. Gene Ontology annotation, biological process: carboxylic acid metabolic process. Gene Ontology annotation, cellular component: cytoplasm. Gene Ontology annotation, molecular function: L-lactate dehydrogenase (NAD+) activity. NCBI's taxonomy places the organism in Eukaryota, Metazoa, Chordata, Mammalia, Carnivora, Mustelidae.
AUGUCAACUAUCAAGGAGAAGCUUAUUGAGAGUCUAAUUGAGGAAGAUGAAGCCUCCCAGAGGAAGAUCACCAUUGUUGGCACUGGUGCUGUAGGCAUGGCUUGUGCUAUUUGUAUCUUACUGAAGGAUUUGGCCGAUGAACUCGCCCUCAUUGAUGUCUCAGUGGACAAAUUGAAGGGAGAAAUGAUGGAUCUUCAGCAUGGCAGUCUUUUCUUUAAUACUUCAAAGAUUACCUCUGGAAAAGAUUACAUAGUAUCUGCAAACUCCAAAUUAGUUAUUGUGACAGCAGGUGCACGGCAACAGGAGGGAGAAAGUCGCCUUGCCCUGGUGCAACGGAAUGUGAACAUCAUGAAAUCAAUCAUUCCUACCAUAAUCCAGCAUAGUCCUGACUGUAAGAUGCUUAUUGUUUCAAAUCCAGUGGAUAUUUUGACAUAUGUGGUCUGGAAGCUAAGUGGCUUACCUGCAACUCGUAUAAUUGGAAGUGGUUGUAAUCUAGACUCUGCCCGUUUCCGUUACCUAAUUGGAGAGAAGUUGGGUGUCCAUCCCGCAAGCUGCCAUGGUUGGAUUAUUGGAGAACAUGGUGAUUCUAGUGUGCCUUUAUGGAGUGGGGUGAAUGUUGCUGGUGUUGCUCUGAAGACUCUAGACCCUAAAUUAGGAACUGAUUCAGACAAAGAGCAGUGGAAAAAUAUCCAUAAACAAGUUGUUGAAAGUGCCUAUGAGAUUAUCAAGCUUAAAGGGUAUACCUCUUGGGCUAUUGGACUGUCUGUAACAGAUCUGGCAGGAUCAAUUUUGAAAAAUCUUAGGAGAGUGCAUCCAGUUUCGACUAUGGUUAAGGGCUUAUAUGGAAUAAAUGAAGAAAUCUUUCUCAGUAUCCCUUGUAUCUUGGGGCGAAAUGGUGUCUCAGAUGUUGUGAAAGUUAACUUGAAUUCGGAGGAGGAGGCCCUUUUUAAGAAGAGUGCAGACACACUCUGGAAUAUCCAAAAAGACCUCGUAUUUUAAAGCCUCUUAAUGUUUCACCGUUCCAUAGAACAGAAGAUAUCAGACUGUGUAUUUU